AGUCCUUACUCACGACUGAAUCUAGCUUUUAAAAAAGCUAACUAGCUUUUAUAACACUCGACGCCGCUCGUUAUAUUUACGUUCUGAAUACAUAUUUUAAAACGUAGUCUAUUGGGCUCAGGUGGGCAAUUUACCUCAUGGAUUUCCUCAGAGGAGACAGUAUGUAGGUUAUUGAACGCGUUACGAGUGAACAGCUCCCUUGUCGGUCUGUCGGUCGGUUGUUUUUUCGAAGCACAUCUCUCGCUGUGAAGAAUGUUUUCUGCCUGUGUCGCGCGCGCUCACACACGCGCGCACGCAUACAUGCACAGCGCGGCCAGCGCGCGAAAGAAGUGAAGCGCAUCCGCCGAAGCAGCAGCAUCGGAGUCGCACGGAUAUCCUCACUCGGAUUGCUUUUACAUACCACCGCCUCACCUAUGCGCUUUUCACACGGGGAUGCAACUCCUCAACUGCUUGGAAUAUAUUCGGCUGUUACAUUUGCAUUCGCAGUAGCGGCUGACUCAAAUCAGAGAGCGCGCACCUCUGCGUAACGCACAGGCGGUGGAUUGUGAUGUGCGCAUUCGGUGGUGGAUUGGAGGUGAAAGGAGGAAUUGGAUCGGACAAGAUUUGAUAAGGACCCGUAAGAGGAGAAGCAGCUUAGUUUAUAACCUCUGUGACUGGACACCCUCUGGUUUUACGCAUCGUUUCUACUCUCGAGAUCGAGUGCGCAAGAUUGCAUGUCAUGUCAUUUCUCUUUGACUGAUCGCAGCAUCCAAGAGGAACCUGAAGACUGCGAUGCCAGGACAGUGAGAAGGUGGAUCUCAGUUGUUCGGUAGCAUGGCUCCGUCCCGGAGGGACUGCAGAUGUGACAUGAUCUUUCUGUCGGGAUGCCUACUCCUGUCCGUCUUGGGAUUUCAACCUGCACUGGCGAAGGUUUGCAACGAUUACACAAGGCACGGCCUGGACAACAACUGGUACACGAGGGAUGGUGAGAAGUUGCCCAUCAUGGUCCUGAUGCCGAUGAAUGAAUCAGCGCUGAUGAGCAGCAUCAGUCAAGGCAUCGAGCCGGCCGUUCAGCUGGCCAUCCAGCACAUCCGCGAGUCCAGGCAGUACUCCUUCUCGCUCAUCACCAAAAUCUACGACACGGAGUGUGACAACGCGAAGGGAUUGCGGGCCUUCUUUGAUGCGAUCUGCUACGGUCCGAAACAUUUGAUGAUCUUUGGAGGAGUGUGUCCGUCAGUGACUUCAAUCAUCGCUGAAUCGUUGGAGGGGUGGAACCUCGUGCAGCUUUCUUUUGCAGCCACAACUCCUGUCCUGGCAGACAGGAAAAAGUAUCCAAAUUUCUUCAGGACUGUCCCAUCAGACAAUGCUGUGAACCCUGCUGUGGUGAAGUUUCUCAACUAUUAUAACUGGAGCAGAGUAGGAACCCUGACCCAAGAUGUUCAACGCUUUUCUGAGGUGCGGAAUGAUUUGACCAAUGAGCUGGAGAAGGCAGACAUCCAGAUUGCAGACACUGAGAGUUUCUCUAAUGAUCCCUGUGUGAAUGUGAAGAAACUAAAGGAUAAUGAUGUUCGGAUCAUCAUCGGUCAGUUUGAUGAGAAUCUGGCUGCUAAAGUUUUCUGCUGUGCCUACAACCUGAACAUGUAUGGAAGUAAGUACCAAUGGAUCAUCCCAGGAUGGUACCAGGGGAACUGGUGGGAGCAGGCAAACUCUACAAACUGCACCACGAAGAAGCUGCUGACAGCCAUGGAGGGCUACAUCAGCGUGGACUUUGAGCCUCUCAGUGCCAAACAGAUUAAAGGAAUAUCAGGAAGAACGCCGCAGGAGUACGAGCGGGAGUACAACCGCGAGCGAGAGCAGAAAGGAGUGGAGGCCAGCAAGUUCCACGGCUUUGCCUACGAUGGCAUCUGGGUGAUUGCGAAGACCCUCACACGCGUCAUGGAGCUCCUCAGACACAAGGAGAGGCACGACAUGUACCACAACUUCACGGUAGAUGACCGCGAGGUGGGCAAAAUGGUCCUGGACGUGAUGAACGAAACCAACUUCUUUGGAGUGACGGGUCAGGUGAUGUUCAGGAACGGGGAACGCAUGGGAACCAUCAAAUUCACCCAGUUUCAAGAGGGUCAAGAGGUGAAGGUUGGCGAGUACAACGCCAUUGCAGAUGUACUAGACCUUAUCAACAACACCAUCAGGUUCCAAGGUGUUGAACCGCCGAAGGAUCGGACGUUUGUGCGUUUGCAGCGCCGGCAAAUAAAUGUCCCCCUCUACAGCAUCCUGUCUACCAUCACUGUUCUGGGCAUGCUCAUGGCAGGAGCCUUCCUCUUCUUUAACAUCAAAAACCGCAACCACAGGCUGAUCAAAAUGUCGAGUCCCUAUAUGAACAACCUGAUCAUUCUGGGGGGCAUGCUGUCAUACGCCUCCAUUUUCCUCUUCGGUCUGGACGGGUCCUUUGUGUCAGACAAGGAAUUUGAGACCCUCUGUACUGUCCGUACAUGGAUUCUCAUUGUGGGUUACACAACAGCGUUUGGCGCCAUGUUUGCAAAGACCUGGAGAGUGCAUGCUAUCUUCAAGAAUGUAAAGAUGAAGAAGAAGAUUAUCAAGGACCAGAAGCUCUUUAUCAUCGUGGGUGGGAUGUUGCUGAUUGAUUUGUGCAUCCUCAUAUGCUGGCAGAUCGUGGAUCCCCUGAAGAGAACUGUGGAAGAGUACAGCUUGGAGGCGGAUCCUCAGGGACGAGACAUCGCAAUCCGGCCCUUCCUGGAGCACUGCGAGAACACGCACAUGACCAUUUGGCUGGGGAUUGUCUAUGCCUACAAAGGCCUCCUUAUGCUGUUUGGAUGUUUCUUGGCCUGGGAGACUAGAAACGUGAGCAUUCCAGCGCUGAACGACAGCAAGUACAUCGGCAUGAGUGUGUAUAAUGUGGGUAUCAUGUGUAUCAUUGGGGCAGCGGUGUCCUUCCUGACCCGGGAUCAGCCUAAUGUGCAGUUCUGCAUCGUGGCACUGGUCAUCAUCUUCUGCAGCACCAUCACGCUGUGCCUGGUUUUUGUGCCAAAAUUUAUUACAAUGCGAACAAACCCGGAUGCGGCCACACAGAACCGGAGGUUAAAGUUCACCCAGAACCAGAAGAAGGAAGAUUCCAAGACGUCCACCUCAGUAACCAGUGUUAACCAGGCCAACACUUCCCGUCUGGAUGGAUUACAGUCAGACAACCACCGCCUCCGAAUGAGAAUUACAGAGCUGGAUAAGGAACUGGAAGAGGUUACCAUGCAACUCCAGGACACUCCAGAAAAGACUCCAUACAUUAAACAAAACCACUACCAGGAUGUCAACAAUAUCCUGAGCAUACGCAACUUCACUGACGGCAAAGAUGGAGAGAAAUCUCUGAAGAACCACUUAGAGCAGAAACCCCAGGCUCAGUGGGGAUCCAUGGAUCCUUCUAGGAUAAGCAGAGGUCCACUAGAAGAUAUCAACUCACCAGAACACAUACAACGCAGACUGUCCCUGCAGCUGCCAAUCCUGCAUCAUGCCUAUCUGCCCUCCAUAGGAGGGGUGGACGCGAGCUGCAGCAGUCCCACGAGCAGCCCAGCAUCCAGCCCGCGCCACAGACACAUGCCCCCCUCCUACAGGGUCAUGGUGUCCGGCCUGUGAGGCCCACCGCCUGCCCUGCACUCCGAGGAAGCGAUCAGCUUUUUUAUUUUAAGACAGACUGAGCAAUAUCAGCGGUUAACAGAAGCGUGUGAGCAACCCAGGGGGGUCCAACUCUUCAUGCAUUCGUGACCCCCCUCCCACCAUCCAUGGCCACAUCAGAACAGAACUGAUCUUUCAGGCUAGGAGGGAGGUGACAGGAGGUCCUCACAUGGCAACCCAACCCAGACUCCCAUCCUCUCGGUCCCGUCACCUCCCGUUCCUAACUCGAUGGACUCAACGCCCCCCCAAACACAAUUGCGGAGGACAGGAGCUGUAGCCUUAGCUGGUAAAAAAAAGAGACGCUUCCUCCAGCAGCCUUUCCACGAUAUCUGUGUGCAUCGGUUCUGCUGGAACUUGCGGGAAAUGGGCAGCGUAUGUGACCGAGGACUCCACCUCUUUAUUCACCAUGUCAACAGCCAUGUAAAUACCAUAUUCGAACAUCAAAGUGAGCUUUGAAUAUGCUGUGAAAUGAAUUAUUCCAAUGAGGCCUGGUAAUCGGAGAACUUUACAAACAGCCGACGAACCAGAAAGAGACACACGUACGCCGUCGCAACCGGUAUGAAUUUGUUGUAUUGCUUCAGUGUCCCAAUGGUGUGAAAAAGUGGUAAAUAAGACUAUUAGCGUCUCAAUUUUUUUGCUAAAGACAACAAGGGAGUGUUUCAGGGUAACGCGGGCCAACUGUUCUCACCUGGAUAGACGUGAACCGCACAUUGUUUUUCUUCAAAAACAGCUAGCAUCAUGUAGGCCUAUCCUGGUAUCAGAGUAUCAAAAGUACUACUUUGAUUUAUCGCAAGUAACGUCACGUUAGAGGUCGCGCAAGUGCGACCUCCAAGAGCCACAGGUCCAGGGACUUUAGAGGGUCAGUCUUCCAUUACAGCCGAGCGAGUUGAUCCUGCAUAUCAGGACUGAAACACGCAGAUGCAGCCCUAUGCUUCGGAUGUACGAUAGCCGUCACGUGACCGGCUGUUACAGAACAAGAAGACUCACAAAUUGCGAUAAUAACAGGGAAGUGGUACGCCAUGCAGAGCAAAACCAAAAUAUCCUCACAGAAAGCUGCGAGGUUACACAAAAGAAGCGGUCCACACAGCAAGACAGAAGAACGAUAUUGUAUUAAACAGCGGGACUGAAAAAUUAGCACAAGUGUAAUUAACUUAAUAAGAGCAAGUCAUGUAUGAACAAAGCCUCGUUUUGACUUUCCGGUUUACCCGCCCUCUGUUUAUUUCUUGUUUUUUUUCUGUUUUCUUUCGGUUGAUUAAAACCCCAACAUGUGUGAAUCCUCUACGGUUGUAGCUUGGGCUAAAAGGGCUCGGGUGGAGGGUGCGCGUUUGCCCGUUCCAGGGGAGAAAUGGCAGAAAGGUCCGCCCCGCUAUCAGAGUGACAUUGUGAAAAUACAUCACCUAGCUCUUAGCAACAGUGAAAUUACCUCAUAGUUGCUAUAGAAAUGUAACUGUGUGCAGUGAACUUUGCACAACGUCUUGCAGAGAUAGGGAGCAUCAGCUAGAGCUGGUGUCGUGCUACUUUUGUAAAUCUGGAAAUGUACUCAAAAUUAUCGGAAAUAAGCUACGUAUCAUUCAUAUCAAAGGCAAGAGUUCGUUUCAGCUGAUAUCUCACCGUCGGUGUCUUGGUUUUAGUUUCUGUCAGAUUUGUUACUGUGAUGUGUGUCUUACUGGAGCCUGAUGGACCGUAUUGUGUGUGACAAAACCAGUGACAGCACAUAUGAUCCAUAUGAAGCCAAUGCAUUGAGAAUUUCUUUAACUUGUGACUUCCUUCUGUAUGGCUGUUAUCUAGAGAUAACGUAACAUUCGUGGGUAUCGUCUCAGCUUUUUGGGAAAGCAGGAGGAGAUUGAAACAAAACAGAGGUGCGUUUGCUAACAGCAGUUGUCAUAGUACCUCACGCUCACUAAUGAGUCACAAUGACAAAGACCUUUAAAUACAACAACACAAACAGAUACGCAAAAAUCCCACAACGCCACGGGAGCUUGUCUUAGUAUGACGGCCACGACCUAGACUGACGUUUCUAAUGCACGAUGAGUUUUUCAGUACACGGAGGCGAUUGUCUACAUUUUGACUUGACUUUUGCAGCUUAUGACUGACUGAGUUUUCAUUCUUACUACAAUCAGCUCUUAUUUCCAAGUUCAUUUCAACAUUUAUUCUUCAAUGUUGUGUCUUCAAUGAUAUGUUGUUUGGCACGUUCAGCAGUCAGUAUCCCACAAUAUGAAACGUCUUUGGCACAUGUGAACACCACAUCUGAUGUUCAAUAUUAGAGAAAAAACUUAAACAUCAACACUGCAGAAAAUUAUGUACAUUUUACAUUACAAAUUGAGAUUAGCAUACUGGCUUUAUUUGUUCAUUGUUUCUUAUUGCCCUUUAACCUCCUGUUAAAAUGUUGGGGUAACACUACAAAAAUGUUCAUUAAAAUGUCAUUAACAAGGGGCCAUUGUACAAAAUUGGUGCAAACUGAUGUCCCACAACCAAAAACAUCUAAAAAGCAUUUAAGUAUUCAAAUCUUAGAUGGUUACUAAGAUCUUUGUAUUAUCUAUUGAAACCCACAAUAAUAUUUAAAAUAUCAGUAAGCUUAGCUUACAAUUGGGAGGUGGUUGUCCCGAACCCUAACUGCUAAAUUUAAACGUGAAUGAAAAUGAUAUUGAGUAAUUUUAGCAUUUUAUUUCAUUGCUGUUUUUAAAAAUAUCUAUUUGUAAAAAAGUCAAGUUCAAAUUUUUUUUUUUUUUUUUUUUAAAUUAGGAAAGUUUUUUGGUCAUUUUUAUGUCACUACUAAAACAGUGUAUGUUUUAGUUCAUUGCCUGAGACUGAUUUUAACUACACCCCUACACUGUAAAAAACAAUUUGUUGAGUCAACUUAAAAUAAUUUGUAACCUGGCUGCCUUAAAAUUUUAAGUUCAGUCAACUCAAAAAAAGUUUAUUCAACUUGAAAUGUUAAAUUAUACUAAGUGACCACUUAGAUAUUUGAGUUGAAUCAGCUUAAAAUUUUAAGGCAGCUGGGUUACUUACCCAUCUGUUAAGUUUAGCAAACACAAAUAUCUAAGUUGUUACUUAGUCCAAUUUAACAUUUCAAGUUGACUAAACUUAUUUUAGUUGACUGAACUUAAAAUUUUAAGGCAGCAGGGUAACAAAUUAUUUUAAGCUGACUUGACAAAUUGUGUUUUUUAUUUUUUACAGUGUACAUGUAUGAUCAGGAAAUAUUAAUGUGUCUCCCUCUCGUAACUACAUGGUGAUAAGAUGAGGUAAAUUUUUUCAAAAGUCUGAAAAUUUGUGUGUAACUUUAAGGAGCGUCACUACCAAAUACUUUUUAAUGCAAUUAAGCACACUUUUUUUGGGAGUCAUAACAUUUAGUUUUUAUAUCUGUACAACUGUUGAGAACUGUGGUAGCUAACCAUGUGUUGAUUAGCAUCUUUGAGCUGGGCCCAAAAGUAUCUAAAACUGUCACUACCGUAAGUCACAACCAAAACGUAGUUAGUUAGUAGUUAGUAACGGAAGGGAACACAUAAUCCUUUAUUUGAGGGGAAUAAACUAAAUUUUAGUACAGUUGUGCAAGUUUUUAGUAUUUUAGUAUAUUUUAGUAGUGUUUUAGCAUGAGAGUUAAAAUCAUUACCGAAACCAUCACAACCGAAACAUGGGAUGUUUUGUUAAAAAUAAAGUAUACUGAAUUAUCAGCUAAGAUGUUAUGAUAGUUUUUGGUUCAGUGCAUAUCCAAACCAGUGAAUCCUUAACUUUGAAAUCAGUAUGAUCAGCUUUUUGCCUUUUACAGAGAAAAAUUGGAUUCAAAAUACAACAAAUCUCAUAAAUUACACUUGAAAUAUUGUUAAAAUUGUAAUUGUAAAAUUGCAGCAUCUUAACAGGUCAAUAUAACCUUUCUUAUUAAAUUAUAUAUUACUGUGUUUCAGUAGUGACAAAUUAGGGGGAAGGACAAAUAUUCUAAAACAUUCUGAAAAUAUAGUAUGAGAAUUAACUGCAUAAUUACUAGAAAUGUACCUUGGAUAUUAUACAAUUUGCAUACAUAGAAAAUUUGUGGAAAUAUAUGCUUUUUUUCUGACUUUGCACCAAUUCUGUAGAAUGGCCCAUGUAUGUACUGACAUUAAGUGAUGAUCUGUUAAGUCUCAUACAGUGUUCUGAUAAGAUUGUAUUUUUAUAUUUUGAAUUUUAUAUUUUAUCAUAGAGAGAUUAAGGGUAAUAAGCAACAAUGAAAAUGAAGUGUUAACAGUUCAGCUCAGAGAAUCAGUAGAAAUAAAAGGGCUAGCUCACAUUUACAUAUUGUAUUUCAUUUAAAAAUCUUACAUACAGUAUAUGGCUUAUCUGACAUGUAUAGUUACAGAAUACUGUCAUUAAAUGAAAGAAUAAUUUCAUACAACGUAAUGUCAUAAAAUAGGUAGAUACUGAAUUCCACCGGUCCUAUUUGAUCUUCAAGCUGCUGGUUACUGAGGUUUUAAACAAUGGUUUUAAACUUACAAACAGGAACUUUAGUAUUCAAAUGAAAAAAAUAAAAAAUAAUCAUCCAAAGGAACAACUCAAAUAUCUAUUUUAAAUAAAUGUCUUUUAGACUGAGUUUGAGUGAAUGGGAUGUUUACAAGUUAUCUGCUCAAGGAGAGGGCAUGAUUCAUUACUCUACUUUGAAAUCAUAAUGAUGACCAUAUUAUUAAUUAGUCCAGGCUACAGCAGCCUGAUGACAUGUAAUUAUUCACAAGAGAUUAUUGAGAGAUUAUAAAAGUCUUAUUCAGAUUAAUCAUACGGUAAAGUAUGUAUACUUAAAGAAUGUAUGAGAUUUAUUAAAAAAUAAUUUAUUUUUUAAUCUUUCAUGCAUGGUAUCCUAUGCAUACGUUAUAGAUUUAAUUUUGCAAAUACUUUUACUCAAUCAUUUCUGACAAAUGCACAAUAUAAUAAUUAUGAAAGUGGCAAUAAUAAGCUCAUUCUAACUGUAUAGAUAAGUAUAUUUACAGUAUGUUCUUGAUGGUGCAUUAAGCUGGAAGGCAGAAUCAUAUCUUAAAUAUGUUUUACACUACCUGUACUUUUGGUGUAUAUUUAUGACACUAAUGUUGACAUUGCACAGGAAUUCAUCAGUCAUGGGGAUCGUGCUUCUCGGUGCAAUCCCAACUGCUGUCGUACACUCUGAAGUGUACCAAAAGCAAACAUGAAGACAUUCAGAGUGUGCCAUGCACCACAAACUGUUCUUUUGAAACUGGAAAGGUAAACACUGGUCCGUCUGUGUAUUCAUGUCAUUACCGUUAUGGGAAAAGUGAACUUGUGAUGUAGUCUCAUUUUAAGGAAAUCACUAGAAAAACACAAAAACUGAAUAAAGACCAAGGUAGUGCUUUAUAUAUAUGAUUUCUGUUCGGACAUGUUCUAUACUGUGGAUUCAGAUCACUGUGUGUGUGCAUGUGUUUGUGAAUCAAGCGAAACACAAGGUUAACCCGCUGACACGUUGCUUUUGAAAAUGUAUCAUGGUCUGUGGAAUGCACAUCUGGUUGUUUAGGACCGUCUUGGCAAUAACCUUGGAAAUGAAGUCAAGAGCUGAUUUGUUGGACACUUAAAUCUGUGAUGUUAACUAUAAAACUGAAAACGAUCUAAAUGUUGUGUUCUUCUAAAGCAAGGAAACACUCAUUUGUGCAAAGAGAUUCAUGAAUUCAGUCUACAAGAUUUGAGAAAAUUGUUGGGCUGGACUCCAUGCGUAUUCUGGUGUGAACUGGUCUACCUUUGCAUUAUGUAACAAACGAUAGCAAGGCCUUGUCAUCACCCCAGAAGAAUGAACAACCACUUCUAAUGUAUAUAAUGUAAACAACUUAUUUUUUCUGUAGAGGUAUAAUACAAUGAUAGUGGGGGAUGUUACAAAUGACGUUAAAAAGACAGAAUGUUAGCAGUGAGCGUGUAUGUCUGUUUGCCACUGUGUGAAAACGUGCUGUCUACAAGUUUACACAUCGCUAUACAAACUAUUUAUUCUGUGCUGGAAGACUUACCGCUCUUUUGUUUUGGUCUUUUUGCUUUAUUUUAUUUUGUUUUUUAUUCAUUUGCCAUCUCUUUUGAGUUCACAAAACUCAUCACUGCCCAUCAAAAACAAAAAAGAGGAACUCCACAACUAUGUUGUUUUGUUUUUCUAUACAGUGCUUUUUGGAAGUGUACACUUGUGUGCUCCACUGCUGUACCGUCCCGUGUGUUUGCACUGGCACACACACAGACACACAGGAGCUCCUGAACAAAUCAAAGUGGAUGUGUUCAUUUCAUAUUUCUUGUACCCUUAAACUGCAUGGAAAUCAUAACAUUUUUAAUAAAUUAUUGCAAAAAAAUGUUUUAUUAAUAAAAUAAUUAAAAAUUA
Molecule: messenger RNA, 9982 nt
Organism: Labeo rohita (rohu)
Lineage: Eukaryota; Metazoa; Chordata; Actinopteri; Cypriniformes; Cyprinidae
Gene: gabbr2
Product: gamma-aminobutyric acid (GABA) B receptor, 2
Exons: 19
Coding region: 814-3621 (935 amino acids)
Biological process (GO): gamma-aminobutyric acid signaling pathway; G protein-coupled receptor signaling pathway
Cellular component (GO): G protein-coupled receptor heterodimeric complex; membrane
Molecular function (GO): G protein-coupled GABA receptor activity
Source: RefSeq, a predicted model, not a curated record